Electrophorus electricus (electric eel) is the source of this 5431-nucleotide messenger RNA. It is a transcript of the gene pdzd7a, whose product is annotated as PDZ domain containing 7a. Gene Ontology annotation, cellular component: stereocilia ankle link complex; cilium; stereocilium tip. Lineage: Eukaryota; Metazoa; Chordata; Actinopteri; Gymnotiformes; Gymnotidae. Gene Ontology annotation, molecular function: protein binding. The record is from RefSeq and is a predicted model, not a curated record. Gene Ontology annotation, biological process: auditory receptor cell stereocilium organization; sensory perception of sound.
GCAGCUGUAGGUCGGAUUCGUAACACGCCCAUAUCACGUCGUCAUAGCCUGUUUGCAAUUCUCGCGUAUAGUUUUAUUACCUAUGUAAUAACCAGAAAUGAACAGUAAGUGGCAGUAUAGUUUAAUGGAAUGGUCCAAGACAAUGGUGUGACUAUGAAAGCAAGUCACUGGAAUUUUGCAGGAAAACGGUCCUGCAGUUUGCCGCACACCAACAUCGACCUACAAAGGUAAUCCAAUCGUCAUGGUUGGUAGGCGGGCUGGAGGAGACUAAUACUCUCUUCGUCUCAGGUGAGGUCAUUCAGCGCAACAUGGAGACAGGUAAUAUUGUUUGUUUAAUUCGUUUAGUUUGUGUUUUAGAUGAAAUAAAACUAUCAGUCGAUAAGAUUAAAUAAACUGGAGACAGUUAACGUACAGACAAUUGUAAAAAGACUUAUCUGUAUGUAUCUGACAUCCCGCCUGUGUCUUCACGACAUGGUGUGUGUAUUAUAAGCCCGAGUUUAGCUCCAUUCGUAAGGCUAAUUCAAAAAGCAUUGCAUUAUGAUAAUGCUUUUCUUGACUUCUUAGUGCGGGGACUGCACUUGUUCCUUACUCAGGCUAAGCCAAUGGAAAACAACCAUUUUUUUUAGUUGAUUUAAACAGAAGUCUAUCUCUGCGACCCAGGUCCUCUGGAAGCAGUCGAAUUGCGUUCGUUUUAAAAUAGCGUCAGUUUCUUUUGUUUAGGCAACCAAUUGUCCGAGCGCUGUCCAUGGUCCUGAAGAUAACCUCGUCAUAAAUCGGCUGUUCUUAACUUUCUAAACUGCUCUUCACCGCUGCUGUUAGUACUUUUCCAAAUACUAAACAUUUCCAAAUUCUUUCAAAUCAUGCCUUCAUUUCAGUGAAACGUCUUAAGUGAAUUCUGUUGGCUACUGCGAAAGCAACGGCUCACGCUCGCUCGUAUCUUACCUCCAUUGGAAAUUCAUAGUCAUCGUGCGUUCCUCGCAGAAUUCCCCUUCUUUUUUUAUCAUUGGGUGAAGGUAACACACCAUGGCCCCGGCUAGGGGGAUAAGGCAUAUAUAUUCUCACACUACUGCUUCCAAACAGAGAAGAUGUGCUCCAGCUGCAGGCCCUUGCUUAGUUAAUGUGAGCUGUUCCUCCAGACAGAAAGAACUGGAGCAGCACAAGAAGACACCAUCCUAACUUCCUAACACAUUACCUGAUUAGAGCACCUAUACUUGGAUCAAAUGUUUUUAUUGCUUUAUCCUUUGGACAUAAGCAUGGAAUCCUGUUAAAAAGCAUAUGGGUGAGGAGACACCACAAAUCUGGACCCAUUACUGUCUGGUUCUUCUGUGCCAUUGUGACAGAGUUUACAUUAGCAUUACACUGAUCUUGUGGAGCAUUCUUCCUCUGAUUGGCACUAACCAGCCAGGCCUCCAGUGCAGCUGCUCACUUCCCUUGCCAGCCCCCCAGUUCGAGGACCAUUCCCCAUUCUGCCAUGGCUCAUUUGUCUGGCGAUGCUCGCGAUGCUCGCAGAGAGAUGACGAAUGGGGCCUAUUCCAGUGCCCAACCAGGUGGUGGAGGAACCUCCACUCUGCCACGCUACCUGCACAAGAAGCAGCAGCGACAGAGAGGAGUGAGGUCUUCAUCUCCCAUGGGCAGAGUCAUCCUCAUCAAUGCACCUGUGGAUGGUGGGGACGACAGUGAGGAUAUCCACACAAUCACUGUUGACAAGAGUGAAGACGGCAGGUUGGGCUUCAGCGUGCGCGGUGGCUCAGAACAUGGCCUCGGCAUCUUCGUCAGCAAGGUGGAGGACAACAGCUCUGCGGAGCUUGCGGGGUUGUAUGUUGGUGACAAGCUGGUGGAGGUGAAUGGGAUCAGCCUGGAGAGCAUCACCAUGAGCAGCGCCGUGAGGGUUCUAACGGGGAACAACCGCUUGCGCAUGGUGGUCAGACGUGUAGGGAAAGUGCCUGGCAUCCGCUACUCCAAAGAGAAGACCACUUGGGUGGAUCUAAUCCACCGACGGAUGGUGGUGGAGGAGAGUGGCCAGACCCCUUCUGAGGCCAGCUCGGAUGGGGCUCUGCGUAGGAUAGUGCACCUCUACACCACCUCUGAUGACUACUGCCUGGGAUUCAACAUCCGUGGGGGCAAGGAGUUUGGCCUGGGCAUCUACGUCUCAAAGCUGGACCCUGGUGGCUUGGCAGAGCAAAACGGUAUUAAAAUGGGCGAUCAGAUUCUGGCAGCCAACGGAGUGAGCUUUGAGGAUGUUAGCCAUAGCAAUGCAGUGGAAGUCCUGAAGAGUCACACCCAUGUCAUGCUCACCAUUAAGGAAGCUGGGCGUUACCCUGCAUAUAAGGAGAUGAUAGCAGAGUACAGCUGGCUCAAUAAACUGGGGAAUGGGGGCCAGCCAUCCUCCUCUCAAGGCUCAGACUCCUACUCCCCCACCUCCUCUCUCUCUUCCGGGACACCAGUCAGUUCUCUCAGUGGCCUGUCUCAGGUCAUGUUCCCACCUACAUUCAGCUCAGAGAUGGUGGAUGUCUGCAUUUCGACCGAGGACCGUUCACGCCGGCCAAGUUCUGACCGGACAGAGACCGCCAUCCAGACCGACCCUCUGGAGGCUGACCCCUCACCCCCCCCCAGCAGGCUCAUCUCUAUGGACACCAGUUGCACAGUGGGCGAGACGGUUCUCUUGAAGGACACGGUGAUUCGGAGCGGUAGUUUUGAUAAGACUCGGGCUCGGACGAGGACCUUCUCCACUGGAGACAAAGAGGCUCUGGACUCACCCAAAACUGCAGUGCUGAUGGCCCUGAGCAAGCCCCGCAAGCCCAUCCACCGCUCCCAGAGUCACAUCACUGUUUUAGAAGACAAGCAGAAGAAGAAGCAGCAACAGACGGGGAAGUCCGAGGGGCCAGGCAGCACCCUGCAGCGCUCCAAGACAUUCGUCAGUCUGUUGUUUAAGAGCAAGAGGGACAGGUCUGCCUCGAGAGAUAGGAAAACUAUGGGGACAGGGGACGGUCAGCGUGGACGGUCCAAGUCACCCACACAUUUAGAUAAUGAGCGGGGCAGAGAACAGCGUCGGCCAAUUGUGACCCUCUUGAGUUCUCCUCGGGAGACGCGUGCUGGCGUGCGGCAGCCAGAGACCCUGCCUAGUGCUGAGACCAUGGCCAUGGUGGAGGACAUGGCCUGCAAACUGCUCAGUAAGGACGAGGUGGCUGCAGUCAUGAGACACUGCAAUAGAUUUUUGGUUGAGCGGGUGGUCGAGGACCUGGUGCGCCCCCUGCUGGCGAUCCUUGACAGGCCUGAGAAGCUGCUGCUACUGCGGGAGAUCAGAAUGAUUAUCCCAUCCACGGAUUUGGGUCGAUUUGACAGCAUGGUUAUGCCUUUUGAACUGGAGGCCUAUGACAUUUUAAAGAACCGCUCUGUGCGCUCUCCAGCAUUGCGCUCACCUCGUCAUGGGGGCACCCCACGCCGGCAUCUCAUCACCCCCAUCCCAGACUACAGGGGAGGCUUCCAGCUGCAGCCUGUACGAGCCCUGGAGAGAGACCGGCAGCUGAUGGAGGAGCUGGAGCGCCUGAAGCUGGCUGGCCUCCCCACCGGCAGGUCCCCUCCUCCCCGUGCGUUCACCCCUCUGCUAGAUGUACCUGUAGACAGCUACAUCAGUGGGUCUCUCCGCCAGCGCUCCUUAAGCCCUGCCAACCCCAACUGGCUGCUCACCGAGUCCCCUCAUAGCACAGUGCGACGCGGGCGCUCCCCUCAAAAACAGACCGAUGGUUCACCCCGGACAGCGCAUUCUGGGGAGAACUCCCAAAGGGGUGAAACCAUGCCAGAGCGUGGGAGGUCCCCUUACAGGAAUGGCCAUGGCAAAUCUACAAGGAAAAAGUCUGGGAAUGGGAGCGAGGUUAAGUACACAGUCAUGAGUGCGCAUAGGCGGAAUAGGACACCGCUGACACACGUGUUCGGGUCAGACACUACAGAGAGAGAACAGGUGAACGGACAUGCUGGAUUAUCUCUGAACCACCAAGACAAGUUGCCGGUACAGAAGUAUGAACUGACCAAUGUCACUAUCCCAAAGUCCAAACAGUCUCUGGGUAUCAGCAUCUCCGGAGGCAUAGAGUCGAAGGUUCAGCCGAUGGUUAAGAUCGAGAGGAUAUUUCCAGGAGGUGCUGCCUCUACCAGUGGGGUACUGAAGGCUGGAUUUGAGCUUGUGUCAGUUGAUGGAGAAUCGCUCCAGGGAGUCACACAUCAGCAUGCGGUGGAUGCCAUAAGAAAGGCUUUCAGCAACAAGGCCAGAGACCCUAUGGAGUUCAUCAUCAAAGUCCCAAAGAACCCAAGAGACUGAAGGAAAAAUAUAUAUUACUGUUCUCACUGUCUGAGCAAAGAACAUGAACAGAAACCGAGUGAGAACAUCCUACAAAUACAAGGGAAGUGCAUAUCACUCCAUUAGAAAGCAAAGCUGCCAUUGUGUAAUACUAAUGCACUGGCCAAAACAGUGCGUCCAAGGGUAAGGUUUCUCAGAGAGCUUCCUCAGAAAUCUGUCCAGUGAUACACCAGCACCUAUUUGCUCUCUGUAUCAUUUCACACAGUAGUUUCAUAAUUGUUAAGCUAUUUUGUGCAGAAUUUGCAUGUUUAUUGUCUUUGAAAAUUCAGUGACAUUUAAUAAUUUUCAAAAACCCGCUCAUACAUGUCAGGACUAAUAUUGCUUCUUCAUUUCACACCAGUGACAAGGCUGCAAAAAUAUAUGGUAGUGAGAGUUAGUCUAAAUUUGGUUGUAGCAUAUGUUUUAGCCAAUGUAAUAUGAUAAGAAGCAUGUUGGCAAGGUAAUAAUCUAAAUAAUACCAAUCCCAACAAGACAAAGAAGAGUUCUAGUGCUCUACUGCCAUACCCAGCAGAGCUCAAAUAAGGCCAUGCUACAAGUUGUUAUCUGUAUCAUGUCAAAUAAGGCCAUGUUAUGUUAUUUCUGUAUCAUGUCAAAUUUGAUGCCUUGAUAAGAUGAAUGUCUCAUGCAUUCUUACCACCUGAAGCUUACGACAUUCCUUUUUUUGUAUCAUAAGCCAAUGCUUUCAGGAUGUGAGUUAUGCAUGGAUGCGCAUGCAUGCAUGCAUCCAAAGGCUUCGUCUGCCUUGUUCUGUCAUUACCUAAAGCUGAACACUUAGGUCAUUCUGAAUGAGUUACAUGUUUGCAGAGUGCCCUACAUCUGAGCAUUAACUGUGCAAUAGACUAUUAUGUUCUGGAAAGCCUGUGGGAUCAAAAACAGGUUCGGAACUUUAUAAUCACAAAUGUGGUUAGGUUCCACUGUAGGUAAAUGAGGGUUUUGAUUGGCAAUUAUUUUUCAACUUAUUUUAAUACAAAAAGUCCUGUGUGAUUAUGUCAUAAUAAAAAAACUGAAAUAGUAUCCCAAGUCCUUUCAGUAGUAUAACUCCUUUUUCAAUUCUCUGAUCUAGUGAGUCAAAGUAUAAUA